This is a messenger RNA of Hypanus sabinus (Atlantic stingray), 1400 nucleotides long. It is a transcript of the gene echdc2, whose product is annotated as enoyl CoA hydratase domain containing 2. The record is from RefSeq and is a predicted model, not a curated record. Gene Ontology annotation, molecular function: enoyl-CoA hydratase activity. Bases 1 to 1140 code for a protein of 379 amino acids. NCBI's taxonomy places the organism in Eukaryota, Metazoa, Chordata, Chondrichthyes, Myliobatiformes, Dasyatidae. Gene Ontology annotation, biological process: fatty acid beta-oxidation. Gene Ontology annotation, cellular component: mitochondrion. The transcript is spliced from 12 exons.
AUGGAGGUGUAUGAAAAUGAUCCCAGGGAUGAAAUAGUUAACAUUCGAGGAACAGUGCAAGUGUCACAGUGUAACGCAGUCGGUGCGGAGGCAGAACUUCCGCUCGACACAAGCCUCGAAGUGAACGGACGAUCUGCCAAUUUCGCUUCCAGUUCUGCCCGUGGAGGUGGGAGUGAACGACAGAUGUGGGUGUUGAGGAGGAUGGUGUGUGCGGGAUCCCUGGCCGCUGUUGGGGUAAAGCACUCUCUAACUGCUGCUAGUUAUUCCGGCAGCGCCCGGCCGCUGGGUGCCUGGGCAGCUCUGGGUGGUCGCACAAGGCGCUACACCGAGACCCGUGCGCCCCUCGAAAUCCAUCUGCAGCGUCUCGGAGGCAGCAACUCGGGAAUUGCAACAGUUUUAAUGAACAGACCUCAUGCAAGAAAUUCCCUCGGAAAAGUAUUUGUUAUGCAGCUUGAAGAAGUCGUCGAAAAUCUGCAAAAGGACAAAAGUGUACGUGUCGUAUUGUUUAAGAGCCAAAUCAAAGGAGUUUUCUGUGCUGGUGCUGAUUUGAAAGAACGUGCUCAAAUGAGCAAUGUAGAAGUUGGCCAAUUUGUUCACAAGCUGAGAAGUUUAAUGAGUAAUAUAGCAUCCCUGCCCAUGCCCACAAUUGCUGCAAUAGAUGGGUAUGCACUUGGUGGUGGUCUGGAACUGGCACUGGCAUGUGAUCUUCGUGUUGCAGCAUCUUCUGCCAAGAUGGGUCUUAUUGAAGUUACCAGAGGCCUCCUGCCUGGUGCUGGUGGCAGCCAGCGGCUGCCUCGUACUGUGGGAAUAGGCAAGGCAAAAGAACUUAUUUUCACUGGCCGACAGGUAGAUGGUGAGCAAGCAGAGUCCAUAGGUCUAGUGAAUGCUGUUGUGACUCAGAAUGACUUGGGAGAUGCAGCUUAUCAAAAAGCUCUCAAUCUGGCUGGAGAGAUACUUCCACAGGGGCCAGUGGCUCUCAAGAUGGCAAAGCAAGCAAUAAACAGAGGCAUUGAGGUCGAUAUUACAUCAGGAAUGGCAGUUGAGGAAAUGUGCUAUGCUCAGGUCAUACCUACAAAAGACCGAUUGGAGGGAAUGGCAGCAUUUAAAGAAAAACGACUACCCCACUUUACUGGAGAAUGAAAUGAAAUACAUGUCUAAACUGUCAAAUAUUAAUUACAAUCACAGUUUUAGCACUUCCUGCUCGGAUGCAGUGAAAACCCUACUGCAGUAAACUGGGGAAAGAGAAGUUUAAAGAAAAAGGCAAAUAUCCUGAAACUCAAAAUGGCAAAAUAAUUGUUACCUAAUGUGCUCAAUGAAGCUCUUCUUCAUUAGAUGAGGAUGGAGUUCUUUUACUUCCGCUAUGUUGUUCUAAAAUAUAAAAAAGUUAUUUAAGUAUUGGA